GCCUGCGCAGUCAGUAACUCAACGAGGUUGAACUUUGAACACUACCUCUGGAGAGAAAAUGUCUUUUAUAAAAGUAGAUCCGGCAUGUGAUUUCUCUUUCCACAACCUACCAUAUGGUGUAUUCUCCACAUUAGAUCAUAAGCAUGCUAAAGUAAAUGUAAGAAUAAACCCUGAAGGAAUCACAGAGAUCAUUUGAAAAGUUGUAUUUCCUCAGCCCAAACGUCGCAUUGGGGUCGCCAUUGGAGACCAGAUACUGGACCUGAGUGUGAUACUCUCACUGUUUCAAGGACCUGUGAUGGCCAAACAUCAGGAUGUCUUCCAACAGCCUACACUAAAUGCUUUAAUGGGUCUGGGAUAUGAAGCAUGGAAGGAGACCAGAAGUACUUUGCAGUUUUUGCUCUCAGCCAAUGAGAGCACUCUCAGAGACGACUGGACUCUACGCAGUAGAGCUUUUGUCCCACAGAGCGCAGCCAUAAUGCAUCUUCCCGCAGAUAUCGGUGAUUACACUGACUUUUAUUCAUCCAGGGAUCAUGCAACUAAUGUUGGCACUAUGUUUCGAGGGAAGGAAAACGCCCUAAUGCCAAACUGGUUAAGACUUCCUGUGGGAUAUCAUGGUAGAGCAUCAUCUGUGGUUGUUUCUGGUACGCCCAUUCGUCGGCCGUUGGGCCAGAUGAGACCCGACCAGACAAAACCUCCUGUGUUUGGUCCGUCAAAGCAAUUGGACAUUGAAUUGGAAAUGGCUUUCUUUGUUGGCGGGGGGAAUUUGCUUGGGGAGCCACUCCCCAUUGAGAAAGCCCAUGAACAUAUCUUCGGCAUGGUACUUAUGAACGAUUGGAGUGCUCGGGACAUUCAAGCUUGGGAGUAUGUCCCUCUGGGUCCAUUCUUGGGGAAGAACUUCGGAACAACAAUCUCACCCUGGGUGGUCUCCAUGGAGGCCUUGUUACCUUUUGCAGAGCCUAAUCCCAUUCAGGAUCCACAGCCACUCCCCUACCUCCAACAUGAAGAUGCAUACACAUUCAACAUCAAUCUAUUUGUAUCACUAAAAGGGCAUCUUAUGAAAAAAUCUUCUAACAUCUGCACUUCAAACUUCAAGUACAUGUACUGGACAAUGAAGCAACAGCUUGCUCAUCAUACAGUCAAUGGCUGCAACAUCAGACCUGGAGAUCUGCUGGCAUCUGGUACCAUUAGUGGACCUAAUCUAGAGAGUUUUGGCUCCAUGCUGGAACUAUCAUGGAGGGGAUCCAAGAGCAUUGAUCUUGGUGGAGGAGAAACCAGAACCUUCCUCCGGGAUGGAGAUGAAGUCACCAUUACAGGUCAUUGUGAAAGAGAUGGUUACAGGGUGGGCUUUGGGUCCUGCACUGGGGUCAUACUCCCUGCCCUGCAACACUGAAACCUACAGAAUGUUGUGUGUAAGAACUCAUUCCUUUGUGGAGAAUAAAUAUUCACCACACACAUGCACACAUUUACAAUAUGACACAUUCACAUGCUGCUCAAAUGAUGUGAUAUGAGCUUCAGUUAAUUAUUCAUUAAUUUCUCUGAGAUCCAUAGACAGAUAUAUCCAUCCAUACAUAGACAAUGUUACUGAAAUCCUCUGCAAUAUUUAUUCAACAGAGGAAUUAUUUCACCUCAUGUCUAGUGUUACUACCGUACCAGAAUCAGUAUUAUUGAUAUUUUUAGCCUGGCAUUUCUGGAAUACUAAUAAAAGCAUCCAUUUUAUAUUGA
This is a messenger RNA of Syngnathus acus (greater pipefish), 1722 nucleotides long. RefSeq names its product fumarylacetoacetate hydrolase (fumarylacetoacetase) (gene fah). Gene Ontology annotation, biological process: L-tyrosine catabolic process; homogentisate catabolic process; L-phenylalanine catabolic process. The record is from RefSeq and is a predicted model, not a curated record. Lineage: Eukaryota; Metazoa; Chordata; Actinopteri; Syngnathiformes; Syngnathidae. The transcript is spliced from 14 exons. The coding region runs from base 296 to 1390 and encodes 364 amino acids. Gene Ontology annotation, molecular function: fumarylacetoacetase activity.